AAAAGGGGCUGCCGGCGCCUCAGAAGGCGCAGAAGCGUGUGAAGGAGGCUGCCGAGAGUGUUGCCGGCAUGGCGUCCGAAGCUGCCGAGAGGAAGGAGGCCGAGACGUUACGUUCUCCGAGCAGCAAUACCCGCCGCCUCCGCCUCCCAGGCUCGUUCCGUCGUGAAGCGGCCUUCCUCCGGAAGCUGCGCCUUGAAGCACGGGCCCAACCGGAAGCGGAAGGAGGAGCGAACCGGAAGUGCGGCCUAGAGAGCGGCAAGGGAGCCUUACCGGAAGCGCUGAGGGAGAUCCGGGCGGAGUACGAAGGGCUGGCGGCGCGGAACCGGGCGGCGGCGGAGGAGUGGCGCCGGUCGGCCUUCGCCUCGGAGGCCCAGAGCGCGGCCAGGAGCCGGGAGGCCCUGCGAGGGGUGCGGAGGGAGACCCUCCACUACCGGGCCAAGCGACAGGCCCGCGCCGGGGAAGCCGAGGGGCUCCGCAGGCACAUCCGGGCGCUCCAGGCCCGCCUCAGGGAGCUCCACGCCCGGCAGGGAGCACAGCUGGGCCGCAAGCAGGAGAAAGUGGCUGAACUGGAAGAAGAGAUCUCUGAAGCUAAGGAGGAGAUGGGCCGAUACCUGCAGGAGUACCAGGAGCUGCUGAAGGUCAAGAUGGCACUGGACGUGGAGAUCGCAGCCUAUAGGAAGCUUCUGGAGGGAGAGGAGAUGUGGUGGAGCGCUGCGGCUUGGCCAGAUGCAACCAAGUGACCCUCCUGAUGUCUCCCGCCCCCUUGCCUGGUUCAUCUCCAUUGGCAUCUCCCCCUCCCCUUUCCCCCUUCAAGAUGCUCAGGGUCUCCCCUUUCUUGGCAGGUGGAUGGUGCCCCAGUGGCCGGGGAACUGGGAGCUUCCUGUGCGUCAGAGAUAAUGGCACGCGAAGGAAAGGGGUGUGCGCAAGGGCCCCUCUCUCUCUCUCCAUCAGGCUUUGGGCAGGUGGGCCACCUGUCGAUCCUUGAGGUUGUGCGCGGAGUGGAUCACCAUUCAUCUCUUGGUCCUAGGUGUCUCUCUCUCUCCAUGAUCUUGGGUGGCGCUAUUUAAAUAGUAUAAGAUAGCAUUUAAAUAGUAAGCAUUUAGUAAGAAAGAGGUGGCUCAGUAGAGACUGUGUUGUCAAAGGCUUUCAUGGCAGGAAUCACUGGGUUGCAGUGAGUUUUCCACGCAAUCUGGCCAUGUUCCAGAAGCAUUCUGUCCUGACAUUUUGCCCACAUGCAUGGCAGGCAUCCUCAGAGAUUGUGAGGUUUGUUGGAAGUGAGUCUACUGGGCUGUCUGGCCAUGUUCUAGAAGCAUUCUCUCCUGACGUUUUGCCCACAUGCAUGGCAGGCAUCCUCAGAGAUUUUGAGGUUUGUUGGAAACUAGGCAAGUGAGGUUUAUAUAUCUGUGGGAUAAUGUCCAUGGUGAGAGAAAGAACGCUGGUCUGCUGGAGCGAAGUGUGAACGUUGCAAAUGGUCAC
Messenger RNA from Anolis sagrei ordinatus, 1476 nucleotides. Its product is annotated as alpha-internexin-like. The record is from RefSeq and is a predicted model, not a curated record. Gene Ontology annotation, cellular component: postsynaptic intermediate filament cytoskeleton; cytoplasm; intermediate filament. Gene Ontology annotation, molecular function: structural constituent of postsynaptic intermediate filament cytoskeleton. NCBI's taxonomy places the organism in Eukaryota, Metazoa, Chordata, Lepidosauria, Squamata, Anolidae. Gene Ontology annotation, biological process: neurofilament bundle assembly.